CAUAAGUUGACGUAUCCUAAAGUCGGCUCGAAUGUGGACACGGACGCGUUUCUCCAGUAAAAAAUAGAAUAAUACUAGUCCGUGAUUCUUCUAGACUAAAGUUAUCACAGAUCGAAAGAUCUGAAAGAAGCUGAGAAAGAGUAGAAACAAGCAGAGACAGUAGUGAGUGUAGAGAGUGAAGAGAAGAAAAAUGGGUAUCGGAAUGGGAUUAAAUCUACUACUUUUACUGGCAAUGGUAGCUACAAACAUACUCUCACUCUAUCAUUUAUCAUCAUCACUAAACAAACCUGUAAAAUCAUCACAACAAGUACCAGAUCAUCUUAUUCAUCAGCUCAAUACUAUUCGAGCUACCAUUAAUCACCUCACUCAUCUUCGUUCAACAACCAGUGAUCCUGAUGUCACUUCUAAACCACCAAUCCCAUCAGAUCUCUUACUCUAUGCUCACAUUUCACCUAUUGCUUCAGCUUGUCAUGAUCAUCCUGAACUUCUUCAUCGUUACAUGAAUUACACACCAUUCUCACUUUGCCCUUUUGAUACCGCGCUCUCUGAAUCUCUAAUUCUCCGUGGUUGUCAUCCUUUACCUCGUCGUCGUUGUUUUACACCAACACCGUCAAAACCAAUUUCUUCUUCACGUAAAACUAAUAAUCCAUUUCCUUCUUCUUUUCCUGAUAGUGCUGUUGCUUGGGCUUCUUAUGUUAACUGUAAGAGUUUUCAGUGUCUUAUUAGUAAAUACGAUGGGUUUGAUAUGAAGGUUGAAUCUAGUAAAUUUGUGAACCCUAAAUCUGAUUUAGAUCUACCUAUUUCUCAAUUAUUACAAAUUGCUAAAUCUGCAUCUUCUGUGAUUCGUUUGGGAUUAGAUGUUGGUGCUGGAACUGGUACAUUUGCAGCUAGGAUGAAAUUACAUAAUGUUACAGUUUUAUCUACUAGUAUGAAUUUGGGUGCCCCUUAUAAUGAAGUCAUUGCUCUUAGAGGUAUAAUUCCAUUACAUGUUCCAUUACAACAGAGAUUUCCUAUCUUUGAUGGGAUUGUUGAUCUUGUUAGAUUUAGUCAUGCUGUUAAUCGUUGGAUUCCUACUACUUCAAUGGACUUCUUGUUUUAUGAUGUUGAUAGAGUGUUGAGAAGUGGUGGGUAUCUCUGGUUGGAUCAUUUUUUCAGUAAGAGGUUGGAUCUUGAAUUCACUUACAGUCCUAUGAUUAAGAAGUUAGGUUAUAAGAUAGUGAAAUGGGCUACUGAUAGUAAAAAUGAUAGUAGUGGAAUUAAGAAUGAUGAGGUUUAUUUGACUGCUCUGCUACAAAAGCCUGUCUUGAAGUGAGAUGUACACAGAGAAAGAGACUUGAGAGGUUAGGAAUUCUUCUUCCACUGCAGCUACUACUACUACCACUACGCAAUGGUGAUCUCUUAAUCUUCAUGUUUUAGUUUUUUAGGUAGUAAAAUUCAGUAUGUUGUUAUAUUUGUAUGAGAGAAGUUUCUGGGGUUUGAAAAAACAAUGCUUUUCAUGCUCAGAAGCUUUUCUUUUCUUUUGCAAAGAUAAUACAGUUUUACAAUAUGUAGACUUUGCAAAAUCCAUUUGUUGUAUCUAAUAUAUCCUAUCACAAUUAAAGGCCUUUUCAUCUGAUAAGUGGUCUAGUUGAAUCACGA
Messenger RNA from Papaver somniferum (opium poppy), 1638 nucleotides. RefSeq lists its product as uncharacterized. The transcript has a single exon. NCBI's taxonomy places the organism in Eukaryota, Viridiplantae, Streptophyta, Magnoliopsida, Ranunculales, Papaveraceae. Bases 191 to 1312 code for a protein of 373 amino acids. Gene Ontology annotation, molecular function: methyltransferase activity. The record is from RefSeq and is a predicted model, not a curated record.